CCCUUUCUACCCUUCGCCAGCGACAAGCCCCCCCCCCUUUCCCAAAAGAUGAUCCAAGCUCCCCGCACAUGUGCGCGAGAGGAACUUGGUUCGGUGAGGCUCUGACUUAGUUCUCUGCUCUCGCCCAUAUCCAGAGCUAUGAGGACCGACUUAUUGCCAAUCUAUGGCACCCUCGUUUCCCCUUACAUCUUUUGGCCUCCUCCUCCUUAGACUUCGCCGGAGAAUAAUGACUUAGCUUGGACCUGGACCUUACUAUGAGAGAGAACUCUUGCCACGAUAAUUGCGAAAAUGACGAAACAGUGGGAUGUAUAUGAAGCUACGAUUAAGGAUCUCUACGCCGACAACACGCUGUCCGUCGUGCGGCAGAUCAUGAUCGAUCAGUACGGGUUCAGAGCCUCUGUUAGAGCGUACAGGGGCCGUCUGAUCCGCUGGGGCGUCCGCAAGUACAACUGUCGGAAGCGCGCCUCGCCGAGCGUGAGCAACAGCAGCGCCGACGAGGGGAGUAGUUUCACGAGUGGCUCGGACACAGCCUCUCCGAUUAUGGCUGCUGCUGCUACUACUGCCAUCGGCGAUGCGAGGGCGAUACUCCCUCGCGUUAUGAUGAAACAAGGAGACGCGGACGGCCGCCUCGCCAUGCCGGUACGCAUGAACCAGCAGUACGGCCAGAGCCGCCAACACCAAGUCUUUGGUACUGACAAUUCCUUCGACUCUAAGCCUAGGGUCUUCCUCUCAGCUCCGCAACACGACGGCAGCAGCAGCGACGAUAUCCAGUAUGGGUGGGACACGACCCUCCUCAAGAAGGAGCCCGACUCGGCAGGUCUCGACGACUUCGCCAGCAACCAGCAAGGCGAGGCCCUCGCGCCGCCGCCGUCGUACUUUAACGGCCUUACCGCGUCGAUGAUGCAUUCGUCCGGGAACGGGAAUAACAAACCUCCCUAUAGCACCGGAUACGGAGGUUCGACGCCCAUCCAACACCGACAUCACCAGAGCACGGGCAGCAGUAGCUUAAACUACUACAACUCAUUACCACCGCAGCAGCAACGAGUUCGCAGUGGCGUUAUUCCCAUAAACCAGGUCCCACCGGAUAUGUCGUUUACAGCGCAGACGAGAGGGUACAACCAUGGCCCAUGAUGGACGGGUAAGUAGGCAGCAGCAGCAACAGCACAUCUAGUACCAAUGUAGUACAGACGGGACACUGUCUAUCUAUCUAUCUAUCUAUCUGUAUACACAGACGAUGACUUCAAGGGUCAAGAACUCCAACGAGCUGGUAACUAGGACCGUGCAAACAAAUAUCCUAGU
Daldinia loculata is the source of this 1299-nucleotide messenger RNA. RefSeq lists its product as uncharacterized. The transcript has 3 exons. The record is from RefSeq and is a predicted model, not a curated record. Lineage: Eukaryota; Fungi; Ascomycota; Sordariomycetes; Xylariales; Hypoxylaceae. Bases 289 to 1131 code for a protein of 280 amino acids.